AUGCUGCGAGCGUCAACGCACCGCCUGAUCGUCUGGUACAACGCGCGGCUGACGGCAGCGCCUUACUCCACCAAAGCCGUCGGCACCGGCGUGACCUAUACUUUCAGCGACCUUACAGCACAGGCCAUCGAGGCCGAGCCACGAGCUGUGGGAGAGCGCGUCGAACGGGCGCUCAAGUUCGGAGCCGUGGGCGGCCUGUGGGUCGGACCGCUGUUGACGCACUGGUUUAACUUUAUGGAGCGCAUGCUGCCGGGCGCGAGCCUGCGGCCGCUUGCGAUCAAGCUCUUUGUGGACCAGACCGUGCAGGGCCCGUUGAUGAUCGGGUCCAUGUUCUGCUGGUGCGCCCUGGCCAAUGGCGCCUCGCUGCCCGCCAUCCGCGCCAAGCUCGAUGAGGAGCUCUUCUCGACGUGGUGCGCGUCCGUGUGGGUGUGGGCGCCUGUGCAGGUGCUCCAGCAAGCGGUGGUGCCUCUCCAGUACCGCGUCGCGGUGUCCAACCUAGUCUCGUACUUCUGGGACACCUACCUCUCGCUGCAGAUGAUGCCGGCGCCGGCGGAGGCGGGAGCGCCCGUCGAUCCCUUCCCGCGGCAGGCGGCGACGGCGGCGGCGCCCGGCGCACAGCCGCUCUUGCGGCGCCGGUCGAGCACUUUCCUGCGCGACGAGCCACCCACUCCCAGUGAGGCCAAGCUGGUGAAGCGGCGAUCGAUCCUGGGUCCGGCAGAACACAAGUGA
This is a messenger RNA of Emiliania huxleyi CCMP1516, 729 nucleotides long. RefSeq lists its product as hypothetical. The transcript has a single exon. The record is from RefSeq and is a predicted model, not a curated record. Gene Ontology annotation, cellular component: cytoplasm; membrane. Bases 1 to 729 code for a protein of 242 amino acids. NCBI's taxonomy places the organism in Eukaryota, Haptophyta, Isochrysidales, Noelaerhabdaceae.